AUGAGUCAACGUGAUAUUAAUCUUCUUGAUUUACCAAAUGAGAUAUUAUUUAAUAUUUUGAAAAAACUCAAUAAUAUGGAUGUUCUUUACUCUCUACUUGAUAACAAUAAUCAACGACUUCAUAUUAUAGCACAAGAUAAAAUCUUCACAAACAUUCUUAAUUUUGUUUCCAUAUUAUCAACUAAAGAUAAUUGUUCAAUUUCUAAUCGAAAACUUGAUAGAUUUUGUUUUGAAAUAUUACCUCAAAUUCAUCAUAAUGUGAAAUGUCUCAUUCUCGAAUCAGUUUCUAUAGAACGUAUUCUUCUUGUUGCUGAAUAUCCUAAUCUUACUCAACUUAAAAUUUUCAAUUUCAAUAAAGAAAUCAUGUCACGUUAUUUCAAAGGUGAUGAAUUCACACAUAUAUUGAUCUUUGUUCAAAAGUUGAGAUAUAAAACAUAUUCAAAAGAUGAUCUACCUAAUUUGAAAUGUUUUUCAUUAAUAUGCUAUAAUGCAACUGGUUUAUAUGACAAUUUAGUUGUACCUCUUCUUCGUCGUAUGUCACAUCUUGAAGAACUAACAUUGCAUGUUUAUAUCUUAAAUCGACCUACAUUCGUCGAUGGUAUUCAUCUGCAUAAGGAAAUUCUAAUUUAUAUGCCGCGACUUGAUAAACUUACUUUUUAUAUUAAUACAACAAAUGAGAUCAAUGGUCCAAUUCAUCGCCUAUGUAACGAUGAUAUCCAACGAACGUUUUCAUAUAUAAAUCAUAGUCAAGUGAUUUCUAUAGUAGAUUAUUUUGGUAGUUACAAGGCCGCGUGUCAUGUUUUCUCUCUUCCAUUUCUAUUUCAUUGUCUCCAAUGGAUCACGAACAAUUUUCCACCUAUUAUAUUCAGUUCUGUAACUCAUUUGAAGUUAUUAGAUACUCUUCCAUUCAAACCUGAAUUUUUCAUUCGAAUUACACAAUCGUUUCCAUCACUUAAAUAUUUGUUUGUUAGAAAUAUUCGAUCUCCAUUGUGGAGCUUUUGUGAAUCUUCUUCAGUUAAUGACCAUUCAUGUUCAAUUGUUGAAUAUUCUCAUCUGAUUUCACUUGACAUCGAUUUUGUAAAUAUUGAUUAUGUUGAUCAGUUUCUCAAUGAAUCAAAAACACGUCUACCAUGUUUAACCGAAUUAGUAGUUCAAUUUGAUCAAUUGAAAAAUGUAACAGAGAAUUUUACAAGAGAUGCGACGCGACGAAAUUGUGCUAAAGUGAAACGAUUAAUUGUUAAAAAUUUAAUAGAUUUUCCGAAAGUUGUUUAUCGCUAUUUUCCUUCAUUGUAA
Molecule: messenger RNA, 1293 nt
Organism: Rotaria sp. Silwood2
Lineage: Eukaryota; Metazoa; Rotifera; Eurotatoria; Philodinida; Philodinidae
Source: the annotation of a GenBank genome assembly